AUGAACACAGCUCGACCCACCACCACCUUCACCCCGCCCGACCAACGCGCCCAGCUGCUCGAGCAGGUGUCUUUGUUUGCCAACGGGGUGCGUCGGCUGAGCAACAAGAUGAAUAGUCAAGGCGGCCUGUCGAAGAGCGAAGAGGGCCUUCUGGACACCCACAUGCACCUGCUUCGGCAGAAGGUGUACCAGCUGCACGGGCCGAUGGUCUUCAUUCCUCAGCCACCCCAACGUCAUCAUCAACAACAACAACAACAACCUCAGCAUCACCUCCAUCUACAGCAGUCGCUGAUGACCCAGCCUAUCAACCGUCACAUUGCGCCCUGCAGCGACAGCCCACCAACAACGGCACCACGACCAGCAUCGCCGCAGAGGCGACGAACCAAGCGCAUGUUUACAGACAGGGCGUGCCAUCACUGCGAGACCCGCUUCACCAGCCAAUGGCGUACUGGUCCCUCCGGUCCCUCCACGCUGUGCAACGCGUGUGGAAUCCGAUACGCGCGACAGGUCAAGCUCGACCGAGCGCGACGGUCCUCGUCGCCUGCCGCCGCCUCAUCACCGAUCGCCGAGGCAUCGCCCCUUCUGUCCACCGGCGCCACUUCUCCACAGAGCCAGCCUGAUUCUCCGCCGCUUGCUCGAGCAAGCGUCCACUUCCUUCUCAACUGA
Messenger RNA from Acanthamoeba castellanii str. Neff, 666 nucleotides. RefSeq names its product GATA zinc finger domain containing protein. NCBI's taxonomy places the organism in Eukaryota, Discosea, Longamoebia, Acanthamoebidae. Gene Ontology annotation, biological process: regulation of DNA-templated transcription. Gene Ontology annotation, molecular function: zinc ion binding; sequence-specific DNA binding. Bases 1 to 666 code for a protein of 221 amino acids. The transcript has 3 exons. The record is from RefSeq and is a predicted model, not a curated record.